Messenger RNA from Anthonomus grandis grandis, 2063 nucleotides. RefSeq names its product probable dolichyl pyrophosphate Glc1Man9GlcNAc2 alpha-1,3-glucosyltransferase (gene xit). Lineage: Eukaryota; Metazoa; Arthropoda; Insecta; Coleoptera; Curculionidae. The record is from RefSeq and is a predicted model, not a curated record. Gene Ontology annotation, biological process: protein N-linked glycosylation. The transcript is spliced from 9 exons. Gene Ontology annotation, molecular function: dolichyl pyrophosphate Glc1Man9GlcNAc2 alpha-1,3-glucosyltransferase activity. Gene Ontology annotation, cellular component: endoplasmic reticulum membrane. The coding region runs from base 514 to 2058 and encodes 514 amino acids.
AAAUUUUUCAAACAAGUUUUAGGUUAACCUUAUAAUAUAUUUUUUAAUUUCUCUUUAAAUAAUAACAAUAUAAUGAUUGUGUAUUUAGGUUUGGUCUCUCCAUGUUAAAUUAACCAUCAAACAAAUAUGUUUUGGUGUUUUACGUGGGUUUAAACCAAUACAACGUUUUCCACCUAAUUCUAAAAGCUCAUAAACCACUAACCAAUAGGAAUUGAGGAAUUCAAAUUUUAAAUAUUGUUGUAUCAUCAUUGGUUGAAUAGGUAAAAGCAACUUGUCUUAUCCUGCAAUAUCCUCGUGGGAGAACUGGUGCAUAAACGUGUAGUGAUGUUUCUGUGAUUUUUUGGUUGAAAAACUCUUAAAAUUUGAACUAAACUUAGUGUGAAUUUGAAAUAAACAGACUCAUUCACAUAAGCAUCUGAGACUGACAGAAUACCAGAGACAAGUAUAGUUAAUCACCAGAACCUGCUGAUAUAGUAAUAAAGGAUAUUUUUGUAUAUUCAAAGUAAGCAAAAGAUGAUAAUUGCUACUACCCUUCUUAUGACUUGUGUGAAGCUGUUAUUAAUUCCUGCUUACAGAUCAACAGAUUUUGAUGUCCAUAGGAAUUGGUUGGCAAUUACCCAUUCUUUACCCAUAGACAAAUGGUAUCUAGAUGAAACAUCUGAAUGGACUUUAGAUUAUCCACCAUUUUUUGCCUGGUUUGAGUAUAUAUUGUCAUUUUUUGCCACAUAUUUUGACUCUAACAUGUUGAAGGUCGAAAACAUAAAUUAUGAUUCUGAUAGGACUAUUUUAUUUCAAAGAUUGUCUGUGAUAACAACUGAUUUGGUUUAUGUAUAUGGGGUUUAUAAAGUAUGCGAAACAUUACCAGCCAGUUGGAAAAAGGAUGUUGUACUACCACUUUUACUGUUAACAAAUUGUGGCCUAAUUAUGUUGGAUCAUAUUCAUUUUCAAUAUAAUGGAAUGUUGUAUGGAAUAAUGCUGCUUUCAAUUGCAUUUAUGUUGCAGGAAAAAUAUAAGUGGUCGUCUUUCUGGUUUGCUUAUUUAAUAAACAUGAAGCAUAUUUAUAUAUAUCUAGCCCCAGCAUACCUUAUUUUUCUCUUAAGGCAUUACUGUAUGAGGGAUAAACCUGAUUUAAAAACUCUUUUUUCGAGUUUAACGCUAAAAAGAGUUUUUGAGCUGGGAAGUAUUGUCAUUGGUGUCACUGCUGUGAGUUUUUUACCCUUUGCUCAUCAACUUGAACAGGUUUUAGGACGGUUGUUUCCAUUUAAAAGAGGUCUCUGCCACGCCUAUUGGGCUCCAAACUUUUGGGCUCUCUAUAAUUUUAUGGAUAAAUUAGCUUCUGUCUUUUUAACCAGGCUUGCUAUUAUACCACCAAUCAUCUCUACCGGUUCAAUGACAGGGGGUCUCGUGCAGGAAUUUUCCCAUGCAGUAUUACCAAGUGUUACACCACUCGCCACUUUGAUACUAACUGUAUUCUUCAUGAUACCAUGUCUUAUGAAACUAUUUUUUAUGAACAAAAAUCCGUUAAAUUUUCUAAGAUGUGUGGUUUUAUGUGGGUUAACUUCAUUCAUGUUUGGGUGGCACGUCCAUGAAAAAGCUAUUCUUAUGGCUAUUUUACCCAUGAGCAUUUUGAGUAUAAUGGAACCAACGGAUGCAAAGAUAUUCCUAUUGCUCUCAACAGUGGGCCACUAUUCACUAUUUCCCUUAUUGUUUGCACCAUCUCUUCUCUUCAUUAAAUUACUUUUGCUUGUGUUAAGUUCGUCAUAUGCCUUUUAUAGUUUGUAUAAAAUUCACAUGUCUAGUCAAUGUAAAUUUACUUUACCACUUCUAAAUUUAGUUGAAACUUUGUAUGUGAUAGGAUUGGUAGUGGUCUUUUCGUAUGAAAAUAUUAUUCAUAAAAUUUUAGGUUUAGAUAGAAAGUUACCAUUUUUACCUUUGAUGUUUACAUCGGUCUAUUGUUCCUUUGGUGUACUUUACUGUUGGGGAAUGUAUUAUAAGCAUUUUUUAAAUUUAAAUAGUGAUAUCAAAUCAUUCCAAAUUUUAAAAAAUAAAGCUGCUUGAUAGAA